Molecule: messenger RNA, 205 nt
Organism: Paramecium pentaurelia
Lineage: Eukaryota; Ciliophora; Oligohymenophorea; Peniculida; Parameciidae
Source: the annotation of a GenBank genome assembly
AUGAUCUAUUAGAUUUCAAUUGUAUAAUGGUACCGUACAGAUCAUUAAUUCAUUUUUAAGUUUAAAAUAUUAUUUGCCAGUGACCUUAGGUAGAAUUAGAGAUUAUAUAUUUAGGAAUUUUGGCGGAUAUGCUUUUAUGAAAAGAAGAAUGAACUAUUCUAUUGAUGGUUAUGGGAAAUCAAUUGAUGGAAUUGAAGGAUUAUGA